Molecule: messenger RNA, 336 nt
Organism: Drosophila kikkawai
Lineage: Eukaryota; Metazoa; Arthropoda; Insecta; Diptera; Drosophilidae
Product: protein new-glue 2-like
Source: RefSeq, a predicted model, not a curated record
AUGAAGAUCACAUUCGUCCUCCUUGCCACCGUGCUCUGUGCGAUCCUAACGAUCCGCCAGUCGGAGGCUGCUUCUAGCACUACCACUACUUCCGCAACCGCCACGACCACCACUGCUGCUUCCGGCACCACCACCACCACGGCCAGCUCCUCGGACACCACGACAACCACCGCUGCCACCACUACCACGGAGAAGAGCAGCGCCUCCGGUAAGACCAAGAGAAUCCGUAAACGCCGUAGGACGCUCCCAAAGAAGAUUAGGCGUCGUAGGGUACACCACGACAAGUCGACCAAGUCCCGCAACAGCGGCUCCCGCAGGCGCAGAUACCUGAUCUAA